This is a messenger RNA of Micromonas pusilla CCMP1545, 942 nucleotides long. RefSeq lists its product as uncharacterized. Bases 1 to 942 code for a protein of 313 amino acids. Lineage: Eukaryota; Viridiplantae; Chlorophyta; Mamiellophyceae; Mamiellales; Mamiellaceae. The record is from RefSeq and is a predicted model, not a curated record. The transcript has a single exon.
AUGGCGGAGGAAGAGACGGCGUACGCGUACACGGAGGGCCAGGCGACGCUGCGAUCGAGCGCGCACAGGGCGGUGUACAGCAAGACGCGGAAGGACGACCCGGGCCCGCGCGUCGUCGUCGGCGCGCUGCCGUCGCGGCUGCGAGACACCGCGGUGUUCGGCGUUGACGGGCCCGCGCUUCGCGCGUUGCGAGCCGCGGUGGUGAAUCUCCUCGAUCGCGCGGGGGCGGACGUCGGGUCGUGGCCGGCGUCGGCGUCGGCGUCGUCGUCGUCGGAGCGCGACCUCGAGGACUUCGUCGUCCCCGCGGCGUCGCUCAAGGAUCUGAGGGGCUCCGCGCGAGGGAAGAAAUUCCCGCGAGGGCCCGCGAACGCGACGCUGGCGGAGCUCGUCGUUCAAGACGCCGCGUUCCUCGCCGCGUUCGACGCGCUCAUAGACGACGCGAUCUUACCGAACCUCCGCUCGAGGCUCGCGGCGUGCGGCGUGAGCCUCGACGUCGCGGAGGAGACGAGCGCGAAGGACGCCGUGGGCGCGAGCGGAGGAACGAUGAGACGGAGACGCGUCGGGUACGUUCAGCGCCCGCCCACGCUGCGGAUCCAACCGGGGCCCUCCACGCGGUACGUCCGCCCGCACAGCGACGACGAGUACGGGCACCAGGACGGGGAGAUUAACUUUUGGAUGCCGUUCACGUCGUCGCAGAGGACGCGGACGACGCUGUGGGUGGAGAGCGAGAGAGGGAGAGAGGACUACGCAGAGACGGGCGUCGACGCGGGCGAGUGCGCGGCGUUUCACGGGACGUCGAAGCGACAUAUGGUGCCGGCGAACGAGAGCGCGUGCACGAGAGUGAGCUUGGACUUCCGGAUCGGGGUGGAGGGGUUUUACGACCCGAAGUGGGUGAUGCGGGGGACGAAAGCGGACCACGACCGCAGAGAGGUUUCGCUGUGA